AAUGCAAUUAGGCUUUGACAGAUAACCUCCAGCGUCUUUCACUAGUGAAGCGGCAUCGCCUUGGCGGGGCAACUUUACAGUGGGGGUUAGCCUAAAAGGCCACAAUUGACCCCUCCCCCUCUAUUGAAUGCGGCGCGACGACACACUUCUUUUUUUCAAGCUUCUGACUCACGGCACCGAGCUUUUGGAGCGAUAUAUAGCCUCGACCGCUUCUUAUAGCCACCCUUCCUUGCAUUAACACAAGACUACGAAACUCAAUCAACAUGUCGAUCGUGGUUCCCACCACCAAGGAAGAGCGCAUUGCGCUCAUCCGCGAAAACCUUGCCGAAGAGCUCAACUUCGACAUCAUUGAGAAGAUCAUUGAUGCUGGAGGUAGCCCCAAGAUCUACUGGGGAACUGCUACUACCGGCCGCCCUCACUGCGCCUACUUCGUUCCCGCCAUCAAGAUCGCCCAGCUUCUGGCUGCAGGAUGUGAGGUUACCAUUCUUCUUGCCGAUAUCCAUGCUUUCUUGGAUAACCUCAAAGCCCCUAUCGAAAUGGUCGACCACCGUGCUACAUUCUACCGCUACACAAUUACCGCUGUGCUCGAAGCCGUCGGCGUCAAGACCGAUAAGCUCAAGUUCGUGCUCGGAAGCUCUUACCAGAAGAGUGCUGAAUAUGUGAUGGACGUUUACCGCCUAGCCUCGGUUGUAUCAGAGAACGAUGCUCGCAGAGCUAGUGCCGAAAUUGUCAAGCAAUCGAACAACCCCCCUCUGAGUGGUCUUCUCUACCCUGUUUUGCAGAUUCUCGACGAAGAAUACUUGAAGGUAGAUGCACAAUUCGGUGGUAUGGAUCAAAGAAAACUUUUCAUUGCAGCCAAGGAGUGGUUGCCUAAGAUUGGCUACAAGGAGCGCGCACACAUUAUGAACCCCAUCGUUCCUGGUCUCCAAGGAGCUAAGAUGAGCUCCAGCGAUCCUGAUAGCAAAAUCGACAUUCUUGAAUCUGCCGAGGCUAUCACCAAGAAGAUUCGCAAGGCUGAAGCCAUCCCCAAGGUUGUUGAGGGCAACGGUGUCUUGGCUUUCACCGAGUUUGUUCUGCUCCCUGCUGCUGGACUGCGUGGCAAGAAGGAGUUCAUUGUCGAGAGACGUGAUGAAGAACCCCUUGUCUACACCAGCAUUGAACAAAUGCACAGCGAUUACGCCAACGAUAUUCUCACACCUCAGAUUCUGAAACCCGCCGUUUCAAAGGCUCUUAUUGAGCUGACAGCUCCUAUCAGAGCCGCCUACGAGGCGUCGAAGGACUGGCAAGACAUUACUCUCAAGGCUUACCCUCCUCCUGAAAAGAAAGUCAAGAAGGUUAAGGACAAGGGAUCGCGCCACCCUGGCAAGCCUGGUGGCAAGCCCGAAGACAAGAAACCUGAAGUAGCCGCUGAAGGUGCUGCUGCCACCACAAAAGAGGUGGAAGAAGCUACAUCACAGGUCGCCAACGUUUCACUCUAAACGACCAGUAGAUAGCAAUAAAACUAUUAGCAACUA
This is a messenger RNA of [Torrubiella] hemipterigena, 1514 nucleotides long. The record is from the annotation of a GenBank genome assembly. Lineage: Eukaryota; Fungi; Ascomycota; Sordariomycetes; Hypocreales; Clavicipitaceae.